Molecule: messenger RNA, 853 nt
Organism: Chiloscyllium plagiosum (whitespotted bambooshark)
Lineage: Eukaryota; Metazoa; Chordata; Chondrichthyes; Orectolobiformes; Hemiscylliidae
Source: RefSeq, a predicted model, not a curated record
AUGGCAGUGCUAGAUGAGAUUGAGGGAGAAAACAGUGAGAUGUGUGAAAUGGACAAAGAUUGGGAUGAACCGCUGCAGGUUGAACCCUCAACAGUUCAACCUUCUAGUGCAACCACAUCAGUUGAAAUUGUGAAUACAAAAGAGUUCAUAAGUCCCAUGUUGGUGGGGCCAUAUGCACCAUGUGUUGGAAAUUUGGUGGUUUAUUACCGAGGUCAGUGGAACUCCGUUUGUAGUAGCCUGUGGGAUUCGGCUAAUGGAAAGAUUGUCUGCAAGCAAAUUGGCUGCGGUUCUUAUCACACAACGUCUACAAAUCCCAUUACACAAGAAACAGGACCUAUGUUACUGGAUAAGAUUCAGUGCAAAGGAACAGAAUCUUCAUUGUCGGAGUGUGCACUCAAUUCUUCCGGCCAGCAGAAGUGCGAAACUGGGACGAGUGUACUCAUUUUCUGCAAAGUGGAACAAAAUGUGAUUCUCGAGGAUGGAGAUAGCCCUUGUGCUGGGAGAGUUCAAGCUGGCAGCUUUAAUGCAUGGGGUAUCAUCUGUGGUCGAAGGUGGGAUAUGAAUGAUGCUCGUGUAUUGUGCAAAUACCUCGGAUGUGGUGAUGCAGUAUCAGCAUCUGGGAAUUCUCAAUUUGGAGCUGGCAAUUGGCCUGUGCUUAACUUUGAAAUUGGCUGCAAUGGCAGUGAGGAAGACCCCUGGAAGUGUGAAUUGAAGCAGUUGGCUCACAAUAACUGUUCCGGUGAAGUGGAAGGAGCUGGUGUCAUUUGUUCAGGUAACUCUCCUGUCUGAAACAGUGAAAACCAUGUGCUACCACUUUUUGAGAUUGCACACAGUUUACAUGAAAACGCAACAU